AGGGGGACACGGUUGUGACAGGGGGGACACGGUCACGGAGGUUGGGCAUGGAGGGCCGUGGACAUGAAGGGGUGGACAUGGGACGCAGAGGGACACGGAUGUGACACGGGGGACACGGACGUGAGGGGGUGGGCACGGAGGGACAUGGAUGUGCGUGGGACACAGAAAGGGGUGGGCACCCAGGGAUUCGGACGUGAGGGGCAUCAUCGACAGGAGAGGGGACACAUGGGGGGACACGGGCACGAGGGGGUGACUUAAAGGGGCAGUGACACGAGGGGUUGGACACGGAGGUCACAGAGGGACACAGAUGGGAGAGGGUGGACGUGGAUGGACGCGGUCACGUGGGGGUGGACACGGACACAGGGGACACAGAAGGACACCAAUGACAGGGUGGACACGGACACGAGGGGGUGGACACAUGCGAGGGGAUGGACGUACAGGGACACGGACACGAGGGGGGACACGGACACAAGGGAGGGACACGGACACGAGGGGGGACACGGACGGGAGGGAGGGGACAUGGAGGGACACGGACGUGAGUGUGCACGGACAUUCACAUGCGGGGACGGACACACGGACACGGAUAUGGGUGGGUGGACAUGGAAGGACUUGGACACCAGGGGGCGAACACGGACACGGUGGGACAGAGGGACACAGAGGGACACGGGGGGGACACAGAGGGACACGGGGGGACACGACGGGGACACAGCAGGGGUGGGCACAAAGGGGCUUGGAAACGAGGAGUGGACAAAACCAUGGUGGACUCGGUGCACGUGGGACACCGACACGAGUGGCAGCCACGGGGAGGACACGGCCACGGGAGGGACACCAGGAUGGGGACACCCAGGGGACAGGGACACCCAUCCACGCACAGAGCCCCCCAACCACCCAGCCCUGGGGUCCCUUCACAUGCGGGGGGGGGGUCCCCGUGCUGCCAGUGGGGGGGUCUGUGUGCCCACGUGUGCCCCCCAGCCCUCGGAUGCUCCCAGGGCACCGGGGACCCCCAGCCGGUGCUGGGGGGAUGUUCAGAACCCCAGGAAAGGAUUAGAGGGGGGUCCGACGGGGCCAGGGGGUGCUGAGUUGGGGGGUGCUGCCCCCCUGCCCCCCCUCCGGGGCCGGCUACGCCCUAACGGGGUGACACGGAGCCGCCGGACCCGCCCGUUCCUCUUCCCCGCACCAGCAGCAGCGGCCGGAGCGCAGGCGUUCCCGGUGUGCUGGAGGGGUCAUGGGGGUCCCUGCAGCUCCUCUCAUGCUGCUGCUGCUGCUGCUGCUGCGCCCUGUGACCCCCACGAGCCCCACGGUCCCCGUGUCCCGCUGCUUCGGCGUGCUGGGGGAUGAUGCCCAAGACCUGGACCUGACCAACAAAACCCGUGGAUGUGCCGAGCUGGACUUGGGCCCUUUCUACCAGAAGCGAUGGCUGUUCCUGAGCCACAACGGCAUCGAGGCCCUGAGCCCCUCAUCCCGCCUCGGGCCCAGGCUGAAGGAGCUGGACCUGAGCUACAACCGGCUGCGGGAGCUGCCCGAGGGGCUCUUCACCCAUGCCACGGCCCUGAGCACCCUGAAGCUGGAGGGGAACCCCCUCUCUGCCGUGCCCCCCGACGCCUUCCAUCCCUCCCUCACCUCCCUCUCCGUGUCCUGCCGCUGCGACGUGGUGGGCACCGUCCUGGCCCCCUGCGCCCACCCGGCCACCCGCUGGUGCCGCUGCUUCACGUCCCACCAGGAGCCCCUGAACGUCACGGAAUUCCACGGCCGGGAGUGCGGGGUCAGCGCGGGGCUGGUGGGCGGCGUGGCCGGGGCGGUGGCCGCGGUGGCCGCGCUGGUGGCCGUGGGCGCUGCCCUGGUGUGUUAUCGGCGGAGGAGGGCGGGGGCCGCGGUGGCCGGGGCGGGGUGGGGGAAGCAGGACCCCGGUGCGGGCGUCCGGCAGCCCCAGUACGUCAGCCGGGACGACGGGAUUGGCACCAACGAGGUCGCCGAGGUCGCCGAUGUGCCCGACUACGAGAACGUCUUCGUGAGCCCCGGCACCGCCCCGGCCACCAAGCAGGGAUGGGCACCGGGGUGGAAGGAACAGCGGUACAGCCCCCAGGUCCCGGAGGAUGAGAAUUAUUUCCUGGAGAACGAGGCUGAUCCCGGGGACCAGCCCAUCUACGCCAACACUCUGGGCCCCACCGAGGACGUUUACAUCAUUCCCGACCACUGAGGGGACUGGGAGGGACUGGGGGUGGGGGCGAGGAGGACACUGGGGGGACUGGGAGGGACCCUCUGCCCCCUGCUGUCUUCCCCUGCUGUCCCCCCAGCCCAGAGGGGACAGGGACAGCCCACGGCUCCACGGGCUUCCCCACGGCCGGGCCGGGCACACGGGUGGUUCCCACGCGACAUUUCCUGUGGGAAUGCCUCCCUGUGGGGGGGUUGGUUUUAACACCCCCCGGCCCCAGGCCCUGCCACGGCCCCAGUUCCCACCGCAGGGCUCAGCAAGGGCUGAGCUGACACUUCCUCCCGGGGCCGGUGGCCACCGACUGCGGGGACGCCUCAUCCGCCGGCAGCCGGAGCCUUCCGGCCCCGGGGCGCACGCGGGGCCCCCGGGGAGGAGCAGGGCCAGGGGGUGACCACGGCCUUGGGUUCCUCUUCCCCUUUUGGGGCCGAUGGGGAGCGUCGGGGGCAGCGCUGGCUCGGGGCCGUGCCGGCGGUUGGGCACAUCCGGGCCCGGCUGUGCCCCCCGUUCUCCUCCUGCUCAAUCUGCCCCUCUGGGGAAUGGAGGGAAAAUCCUUGUUUUCAGUCCUCCUGGCGAGACCCCGAGUUUGGGCACCCUGAGGGGAACGGCAGCCUGGGGGACAAGGGGACCCCCUGUGCCUUGUGUGGGUGUCCCCUCAUCCAUCCCCCCCACCCUUGACCCCUGUGAGGCUUCACUGUGCCCAUUAAAUGGUUUAAUUGUCUUUAAUUACCCGUGGAGCUCGUGGUCUGUGGGGAGCCCUGGGCAGGACACAGGGCUUUUCCCAGUGGAAGGUCCCUGGAGCUCCAAAAGCACGUGUCCCCAAAGUGGGGGUCCCAAGGAACCAGAACCCUCAAGGACAGGUCCCCAAAGCCUUUGUCCCCAAAGUGGAGGUCCCAAGGGACCAAGAGCCCCAAGGACACGUCCACAGAGCCCAUCUGCCCAGGGCAGGGGUCCCAAGGGACCAAUACCCUCAAGGACAGGUCCCCAGAGCCCACGUCCCCAAAGUGGUGGUCCCAAGGGACCAAGACCCAGGUCCCUCAAGUCCGUGUCCCCAGAGUGGACAUCUCCAUAGCUUGUGUCCUUCAAGCCCUGGUCCCCAACGCCCCCAUUCCCAGAGUAGAGGUCCCCAUAUCCCACAUCCCUCAAGCCCGGGUCCCACCAGCAGCUGCCGAGGGGCCGGGAAGCCCAGGACACCCCCGGAUCCCAGCGGGAGAGGGGACAGGACACAGAGGAGCUGUGACCAGCACAGCCACCCCAUGAAGCCGUGGUGGGGACACACCAUGUGCCCCCAAACCCCUGUGGGGGGUUUCCCCCACCCCUUGGUGCCCGUGGGGUCCCGGGGCCGGAGGCACCUGGAAAUCGGGUGACGGCCCCAUCCUGGCUGGACGUCCCUCCCGGGGGUCAAGGCUGUGCCCAACACCCAUCCCAAGGGCAUAAACAACUCAAAGGUCUCUGGAGCAGUGCCCAGAUCUUCCUGACACGCUGGCAGCAUGGCACUGGAAAGCCACGAGGAUUUACCAGCAAAUCCAUAUGGAGUCAGAUCCCAAGGGAGCUGAGGGAGCUCUGGUGGGAGACCCCCCCCCAAGC
Lepidothrix coronata (blue-crowned manakin) is the source of this 3796-nucleotide messenger RNA. It is a transcript of the gene LRRC25, whose product is annotated as leucine rich repeat containing 25. The transcript has 3 exons. Gene Ontology annotation, molecular function: protein binding. The coding region runs from base 1226 to 2197 and encodes 323 amino acids. The record is from RefSeq and is a predicted model, not a curated record. NCBI's taxonomy places the organism in Eukaryota, Metazoa, Chordata, Aves, Passeriformes, Pipridae.